AUGCUAGGUAUUGAGUUCAAGAAGCUUCAGCAAGCUCAACAGGUCCAAAAGAAGCUUCUGAUGCAGGAAAAAAUCCCACUGAGUCAACAUUUCGAGGCUAAGGAGUUUGCCCAAAAAAUAAUGCAGAUCUUAGAAAAGGAGAUUCCACGACUGGAAAAACGCCAGCCCGCUAGGAGCCUGUCCACGCCUGAUUCGCGGUCGCCACCCACCUCACCGAUAGCAAGCGAGCCUUCACCAACCACAACCCCUUCACCCUCUCCUCCUAGCAACUCUGGGAGCCAAAUUUCUGUCAUUAAGGUGCAGGAGGAGGAUGCCUUAUCGCCGAGGAGGCGGAUUUCGCGGAAAAGAAGAACUCAGUCAGCCCCUUCACAAAUUCCUUCGAGAUCGCCAUCCUCUUCUCUAUGUUCAGGUGACGAUGGAUCCGACAACCUCCAUAGUCGAGGCUCCGAGCCAGAAAAGCAGGGUCAAAACGCUGGUGAGGACCGUGGAGGCGCAUAUAUGCAGAUGCCACCCUUUGGACCACCAAAACUGGUGUCUCGCCCACCCAUUAGACGACGAUCUCCUGAUCGUCCAGAUUCGCCCAGCGACACAUUUGACCAGCGACCAACAAUGCAUGGUAGUGGCUCUGGUCCGGCUCGAAGAGGGCGCAACAGCAGCAAGAUAUCAGAAUAUGGCAAUGGAGGCGAGGUAACUGCUACGCAUAGAACAGGCGGUGUUGGUCUGCCAUCAGGAAGGUGGAAAGAAAAGUCUAAGCAAGAUCAGUAA
Molecule: messenger RNA, 765 nt
Organism: Penicillium cataractarum
Lineage: Eukaryota; Fungi; Ascomycota; Eurotiomycetes; Eurotiales; Aspergillaceae
Exons: 2
Coding region: 1-765 (254 amino acids)
Source: RefSeq, a predicted model, not a curated record